AUGUCCGUCCACUCUAAUGGUGCACGUAAGGGCGGUGAAGAAGAUGGUGAGCCCCUCCGACAGCAGCUUUGUAGUCUUAGAAUUCAUCCAGCUGAAGCUAACACGUCCGACUCUGCGACUGAUCCAGAGGUAUGUCCCGUGUGCAAGUCAUCGCGGUAUCUCAACCCUGAUAUGCGCUUUCUUAUAAAUCCGGAAUGCUACCAUAAAAUGUGUGAGUCGUGCGUGGAUCGUAUCUUCUCGUCUGGCCCAGCCCCAUGCCCUUUGGCGGGAUGCCACAAAACACUCAGGAAGAACCGGUUUCGAAAACAAACCUUUGAAGAUAUUGGCGUAGAAAGGGAAAUCGAUAUACGAAGAAGAGUCAUGCAAAUAUUAAAUCGUCGCGAAGAUGAAUUUGACAACAAACUGGUCUAUGACAAUUUCCUCGAACAGCGUGAGGACAUAAUAGCACACCUCGUCUCCGGCAUUGACGUUGCGAAAACCGAAGCCCAACUCUCCCAAUAUGCAGCCGCAAAUGCCAAAUCCAUCCUGCGCAACCAAGCCCUCGAAUCCCAAGAACCCGCCACCUUUCUCCAAAACCAAUCCUUCGAGCAAGAGCAGGUACGGCUGCGCCGCGAAGUUGCACGGCAAGAUUAUGACAAUGAAAGACGAGCCCUCCUCUCUGGGCGAGAAACCAUCCUCACCCGCCUCACAACAGGAAGUUUUGAGGAAGCCGAGGCCAUCGCAAACGAAGGUAAAAAGAGCAUGCUUAAGAAGUCCUCCGUGCGUCGGAGCGAAGAUGAACGACUUAAACGCAAACAAGCAGCUCUCCUUGCCGACUCCAAAGGAGCGCAGGCUCCUGCAGAUUCAGUGGACAAGGGAACUGGCCAAGUAUUUGAUUCUGAUCUUGUUAAGGGCCUGAAGAAGAUCAAGACUCCUGAACCGGAAAAGCCAUACGACCCCUUUGGUGGAAUCAGACUCGAUGGCCGCAACUACUACCAACUUCAAGAUCAUUACCCGUCCUCCUAUCUUGAUCCGAUCCGGGAUAAUGUCCAGAUGCUUGCCGGCGGUUAUGACUUGAGAGAGUACUAUGCGCGGUCAUUACUAGAGGCGUUUGCAGGACUGGGAUGUUUUAUCGAUGAAGAAAUAUCUACGAGAAACGCUGCGGCGAAUCCUUCCCCAACGCGAAUGGCAGCAUCUGCUGCAGCCAGGACCCCUAUCACUGUUGAUGACGAUAUGUCAUGA
Messenger RNA from Paracoccidioides brasiliensis Pb18, 1221 nucleotides. RefSeq names its product CDK-activating kinase assembly factor MAT1. The transcript is spliced from 2 exons. Gene Ontology annotation, cellular component: transcription factor TFIIH holo complex. Gene Ontology annotation, molecular function: cyclin-dependent protein serine/threonine kinase activator activity. Bases 1 to 1221 code for a protein of 406 amino acids. Gene Ontology annotation, biological process: regulation of transcription by RNA polymerase II; positive regulation of cyclin-dependent protein serine/threonine kinase activity; nucleotide-excision repair. The record is from RefSeq and is a predicted model, not a curated record.